GCUGUUUAGCAGAUCAGUCGAACAAAGAAAGUCGGUGCCCCACACAAUGGUGAAGGUCGUUGCGAUCUUUUGUCAAUCGCCAACACAUUUUUGUCGGUGAACUUUUGAUUUGUGACGUAGACAAUAACAAAACGCAACGUGAUCUUUGUGAACUGAAUUUUCAUUUCUCGUUAAGCCACGAGAAAACAUUUUUUUCCAGUGAAUUCAACUUUCGUGCCACUCCAAUGGCCGUCCUCUCUGCACGUGGGGAUCGGUCGCCAUGCCAACUAAUCCUCUUUCGCGAAACGGAGGGGAUUGUGCCAGGUCACGACGGGGUCAUUUUCCCCCUUCCAACAUCCCAGACCAUCAUCUAUAUACGGCGCAUAUGGAAAUUUGCCCAAGCGCUUCUUCCGGUUUCCGGUAUUGUCAGCUCCGGAACGCAUGCACGACACGUAAUACUGGGUGAUGCUGGUCCAUUGUACAUUGUAAUGACUACGGGUCGACGUGUCCAGAUGUGUAUCGUGACUUUGGGCUCCUGGGCACAGCACAUCGCGGCUUCCCCCUGUCUGCGAGCGAUUCCUAUCUCCAACUGACUGAUGUUUGUCCUAAUAUUGUUCAACUUCAACACUUGCUCUUCAAUGUUUAACCUCUCUAUUAUAUAUAAUGACAUUUCAAGAUUUUCUUUUC
Messenger RNA from Daphnia magna, 666 nucleotides. RefSeq lists its product as uncharacterized. Bases 225 to 572 code for a protein of 115 amino acids. The record is from RefSeq and is a predicted model, not a curated record. The transcript is spliced from 3 exons. NCBI's taxonomy places the organism in Eukaryota, Metazoa, Arthropoda, Branchiopoda, Diplostraca, Daphniidae.